This is a messenger RNA of Tremella mesenterica DSM 1558, 2625 nucleotides long. RefSeq lists its product as uncharacterized. Gene Ontology annotation, cellular component: m-AAA complex; membrane. The transcript is spliced from 5 exons. Gene Ontology annotation, biological process: mitochondrial protein processing; protein-containing complex assembly. The record is from RefSeq and is a predicted model, not a curated record. Gene Ontology annotation, molecular function: ATP binding; ATP hydrolysis activity; ATP-dependent peptidase activity. NCBI's taxonomy places the organism in Eukaryota, Fungi, Basidiomycota, Tremellomycetes, Tremellales, Tremellaceae. Bases 78 to 2519 code for a protein of 813 amino acids.
CUCAUCUUUCUCCUCUUGCACAUCUUCUUUUCCCAUCCAUUAUCUCAUCCCCUCCGCAUUCGUAUCUCAUUCUCGCCAUGUCAAUACGAUUAGCAUUCAGAUUUCCCCGUACCAGUCGCUCGUUUCGUCCGCUUCUUCUCUCCCGAUCAUAUGCCACUCCCUCCCAAUCUCCUCGGCCGUCUCGGAAUCCUCCUCCCCCACCCGGUCUCGAAUCGAUCUUCGGCGGGUCCAAGGAAGGAACGACUGUCGCACCCAAAUCACCCGGACUUGAACCGCCAUCGGGACCUUCUGAACCGAAAACACCAGAUGUGGAAGGGCGCGGGAAGGAAGGACCCGAACGACCUGGGGUCAGUGGCGAGGAGAAGCCUCCUAGGAGACCCAAGUUGAGCGAUUUUGCUGGAAAUGCAGGAAAGAGGACGGCAACUGGAGGUGAUAGUGGUGGAGGAGACUCAGGUAAGAGUGGUAGUGGUGGCAGUGGACCGGGCAUGAGUAUCAAUCAGCUGCUUCUCGCGGUGACAGCUACAAUGGCCAUGUACUCCCUCUCUCAGCCAAGCGAACGGACACGUGAAAUAACAUGGCAAGAAUUCCGAAAUUCUUUGCUGGCCCGCGGUUUGGUUGCUUCGCUUGAAGUGAUCAAUCGGAGUACAGUUCGAGUACACUUGCAUAACCCUAUUCAGCCUUCCCAACCAUCCCCGUCCUCGACAAGUACACCCUCACUACCCUCCCCUCCUCACGGUCCGGCCCCUUACCAAUUCACCAUCGGUUCUCUGGAAGCUUUCGAAUCGCUGCUAAUCCAAACACAAGAUGAACUUGGCAUCCCACCCGCCGAGCGUAUCCCAGUAUCAUAUCGCGAGGAAGUGAACAAGUUUCAAGUACUGAUGAACCUCGCUCCUACGGUACUCACGGGAGCACUCCUGAUAUGGCUAUUACGGAGAGGCGGAUCAAUGAUGGGUAGUGGCGGUGGACCCGGGGGGAUUUUCGGCGUUGGAAAGAGCAAAGCAAAGCUGUUCAACAAAGAUGAAGCUGUAGCCAUCCGUUUCAAGGAUGUGGCAGGUAUGGACGAGGCCAAGGAAGAGAUCAUGGAGUUUGUCAAGUUCCUCAAGGAGCCUGAGAAGUACGAGCGACUCGGAGCCAAAAUACCGCGUGGUGCAAUCUUGUCAGGUCCACCUGGGACAGGUAAAACACUCCUUGCCAAAGCCACUGCGGGCGAAGCUGGCGUUCCCUUCCUCAGCGUGUCCGGAUCAGAGUUUGUGGAAAUGUUCGUCGGUGUCGGUCCUUCAAGAGUACGAGAUCUGUUCGCCAAUGCCAAGAAAAAUGCUCCCUGCAUCAUCUUCGUCGAUGAAAUAGACGCUAUCGGGAAGUCUCGAGGAAAGGGUGGAAGUUUUGGAGGUAACGAUGAGAGAGAAUCCACUCUCAACCAACUUCUUGUCGAGAUGGACGGGUUCGGCACAAACGAGCAUGUUGUGGUGCUGGCAGGUACCAAUCGACCUGAUGUACUUGAUUCCGCUCUCAUGCGUCCUGGACGUUUCGACAGACAUAUCGCUAUCGAUCGACCCGAUAUUGGCGGUCGACGACAGAUUUUCCAAGUCCACCUAGCACCGUUGAUCCUUGCUCCGGAACUCACGCUCGAGAGUAUCGCCGAGAAGCUAGCUCUAUUGACUCCCGGAUUCUCCGGUGCAGACAUUGCAAAUGUAUGCAACGAGUCUGCUUUGCGAGCAGCUCGUCGUGGAGGAGAUGCAGUGACGGAAGCCGAUUUCGAUGGUGCUAUCGAACGUGUCAUCGCUGGUCUUGAACGGAAAUCCAGAGUCUUGGGUAAAGACGAAAAACGUACUGUCGCUUAUCACGAAGCCGGUCAUGCAGUGUGCGGAUGGUUCCUCGAGUUUGCGGAUCCCCUUCUCAAGGUGUCUAUAAUCCCACGAGGUGUAGGCGCUCUCGGAUACGCACAAUACCUUCCGAAAGAACGAUUCCUCUUUUCCACACAACAACUUCUCGAUCGAAUGUGCAUGACACUGGGUGGUCGUGUGUCAGAGGAGAUUUUCUUCGGUAGUAUCACCACUGGAGCGCAGGAUGAUUUGCAGAAGAUUACCAAGAUGGCAUUUGAAGUUUGCGCGAAUUACGGUAUGAACCCCGAUAUCGGACCGAUCAGUUAUGGGAACAAUGAACAGAGAGGAGAGGGUGGGUUUCAAAAACCCUUUUCGGAAGCGACGGCACAGGCUUUAGACCAUGCAGUGAGGAAGAUGGUGCUCGAGGCACAUAAACGGACGACUGACCUUUUGACAAAGCACAAGACAGAGGUCGAGAAGGUUGCGAGGUUAUUACUGGAGAAAGAGGUCAUCACGAGGGAAGACAUGAGGACGUUACUGGGUCCGAGACCUUUCGACUCGGGCGAUGAGAUGGACCAGUAUAUCGAAAAAACUCUUGACAAGAAGAGGAAAGACAAGGAAGAGAAAGAAGCAAAAGAAGAGGCACCUCUGGAAGGUCCAGCACCACAAUUAGCUAUGAAAGGUACCGAACUAUGACCUUUUCAUCUGCCAUGCUUGUCUUUCUCUCUGUCAUUCAAACCCCAAUUCCUCUCUUCAAUCACUGAACGCUUAAGGUCUAAUGAGACAUGCAUUUCAUACUGUG